AUGUUGCAGGUGAUCCGUGGAUACACACAACUUUCCCCCAGAGAUCAAUUUCUGGAGUGUCAAGUUAUAAAAUCAUGGCACACUCGGCUUGGGGAUGAUUACCCUGUUCUUCCAAUUCUGCAGGUUUUGGUGUUUGUACCUCCUGCCCCUGACCGCCCGCAGCCAAGCAUCCAGUCCGCGACGGAUGCAAUCGUCAAACUCAAGUACACCACUAUCUGCGGCACGGAUCUGCACAUUAUCAAGGGCCACGUGCAGUCCGCCACGCCAGGCCGUGUGCUAGGCCAUGAAGGCGUCGGCGUGAUCCACGAAGUCGGCUCGAGCGUCCAGGGCCUCGUGCCGGGCGACACCGUGCUCAUCUCGUGCAUUUCGGCCUGCAGCGUUUGUGGCUUUUGCCGGAAGGGGAUGCCCUCGCAUUGCGUCUCGGGCGGGUGGGUGCUGGGCAACCAUAUCGACGGCACGCAGGCGGAGUUCGUGCGCAUCCCGCAUGCGUCAUCAUCGCUGUACAAGCUGCCCGCCACGGUCGACUUGACGGCCGCGGUCAUGCUGUCCGAUGCGCUCCCGACGGGAUUGGAGUGUGGGACGCUGGAUGGGAAAGUUUCGCCAGGCAGCACGGUGGUGAUCAUCGGAGCCGGCGCGGUGGGGAUGUCUGUCAUGAUGACAUCACUGCUGUAUUCGCCGUCGUUGCUUGUGAUAGUGGAUUUGGAUGAUGGGAGGCUGUCGAUGGCGAAGCAACUAGGGGCGCAUGCGACGGUUAAUAGUCGGAACUCCGAGGAGGCGAUGGACAAGCUGUUGAAGAUGACGAAUGGAGAGGGGUUUGAUUGUGUUGUUGAGGCGGUGGGUACUCCUCACACCUUUCAGUUUUGCCAGAGUCUUGUUGCCCCUGGCGGUUCUAUUGCCAAUGUGGGCGUGCAUGGGACGAAGGUGGAGUUGUAUAUGGACAAGUUGUGGAAUCGGAACAUCUGUAUCUCCACACGACUCGUGGACGCGGUCACCACUCCAAUGCUGUUGAAGCUUUUCACAGCGGGCAAAUUGGAUACCGCCAAGCUCAUAACGCACCGCUUCAAAUUUAAGGAUUGUACGCAGGCAUAUAAGACAUUCGGUGCUGCGGCAGAGCAUAAUGCUCUGAGGGUUUUGCUGAGCAUGUGA
This is a messenger RNA of Histoplasma mississippiense, 1146 nucleotides long. RefSeq lists its product as hypothetical. Lineage: Eukaryota; Fungi; Ascomycota; Eurotiomycetes; Onygenales; Ajellomycetaceae. The transcript is spliced from 6 exons. The coding region runs from base 1 to 1146 and encodes 381 amino acids. The record is from RefSeq and is a predicted model, not a curated record. Gene Ontology annotation, molecular function: oxidoreductase activity; zinc ion binding.